Molecule: messenger RNA, 706 nt
Organism: Cherax quadricarinatus
Lineage: Eukaryota; Metazoa; Arthropoda; Malacostraca; Decapoda; Parastacidae
Source: RefSeq, a predicted model, not a curated record
AACUUGCUAAGACGGUGCAAGUUCUGGUCGCCCUAUAAAUCAUAAACAAAACAAGAAAAAUUUAUUAACUUCAUCUUCUAGGAAGAAUAAUACAUUAUUUUCGCAGUUUUUUUGAAAGUGAAAUAUGGAAUCUGGACUUGUUGGAUUGCGAGCUGAGCUGCAUAAAAAGCGUGAGGAGGCAAGCAAGUUUGGCGUUGGACAGAGAGGACAACCAGGGAGGGAUCGAGGGAAGCUGAUCAAGACAUCUAAAUCCUUUGAGUCAUCUAAUGCUGGAGUUAGCAGCAGAGAUGCACGAGAUAAAGAACAACUUGAAGAAGAGAGAUUAACUCAGGAUAAAGCAAGGACAAUCUUGGAGAAGAAGGCUGCAAUGUAUGAGAGGUUGCAUGGUGGGGUGGAAGCCUUGCAAGAUGAUGGACUCAACCAAAAAUAUCUCGUCGACUUUCAGAAGAAAAUUAUCAGUGAGGUUUUGGAGAAGAAGACGAAGACCUUAGAAGGAAAGAGAAGAGAAAAACAAGAGAAGACAGAAGCAGCAGAGCCUGGAAACUAUAGCACUCUGGAGGAGGAAGAGGAGUGGGUGGAAUACACAGAUGUAUUUGUUUGUUACUGGUGUUGUGAAGUUUAUUGCCUCAUUGUUGGAAGUAAGGAGCUUAACCAACUGAAAAUACUAAGUGUAAUAGUGCUCAUGACAUGCAAGAUAUUCAGGUAG